Molecule: messenger RNA, 5910 nt
Organism: Closterium sp. Naga37s-1
Lineage: Eukaryota; Viridiplantae; Streptophyta; Zygnematophyceae; Desmidiales; Closteriaceae
Source: the annotation of a GenBank genome assembly
AUGCACAGCACAGUGCAUGGGCAUGUGAGGGAUGUGCCCAACAAGGAGGAUGCUGUCUCCCCUGAAUUUGACUUCGCCAUUGACUGGCGCAUCCUGCCCCAGGCCGUGCCACACUUCCGAGUCAUAGCCCUUGCCGCAUUCAGGUCACAAGGAGUUGUGCUUGCUACAGACGCGGACAGGGAGGGGGAGGCGAUCGUGUGGCACGUGUACCAGCUGCUCAAGGGGGCUGCUGCUGGUGAUAGGGAGGGGGAGGCGAUCGCGUGGCACGUGUACCAACUGCUCAAGGGGGCUGCUGCGGCGAGGCGGAGAGCAGAGGUGCAGCAGAGGGAGAAGGAGCAGCGGAGAGAAAAGAUGGUGCAACAGGCUGUUCUUAUAGAGGAGCAAUUGGCAGCAGAGGCACAGGAGGCAGCAGAGGAGGAAGGAGCGGUUCUGCAAGGUGCAGAAGGGUGGGAGGGAGAAUCCGAUCUGUUCUCCAACGGAGCUGCUGCUGCUAAUUCGAGCCUGAUAAGUCCCGAAGCAGAAGAAUUAGGGAGCUUAGAUGGAUCGGCGAGUGCCAAUGUUGCUGCUGCUGAUGGUGCUGUUGGUGGUGUGGGUGAGUCGCGAGGCGAAGGGUUGAAGCAGCAAGGCGGGCAGCAUGGGUGGUUGGAAGGGGAGGAGCUUCUAGGGGAGUGGCUCCUCCCUGCCGCGGGAUCCAACGGCUGCGAUCUCACCAUCCACCGAGCCACCUUCCACGAGAUCACCCCAUCUGCCGUUCUCUCAGCCCUCUCCCACCCCCGGCUGCUCUCCCAACCCCUAGUAGACGCAUACUUCGCCCGCAGGGUUCUCGAUUUUCUCAUGGGCUUUAACCUGUCUCCUGUGCUCUGGAGGAAACUUCCUGGGUGCAAAUCCGCAGGGCGUGUUCAGUCGGUGGCUCUGCGGUUCGUGUGCGAGAGAGAGGGCGAGGUGGCGGGGUUUAACACGCAGGAGUAUUGGACUGUGAGUGCCAUGGUGCAGGCGUGUCGAACAACCAAGGGUGCGCUUCUUGAAAGCUCAAAAGGGCUUUUGGAAAGGAAGCUGGCAGGGAGAGGCAGAGAAGUAGGAGAAGGAGGAGAAGGAGGAGCGGUAGGAGCGGUAGGAGCGGUAGGAGCAGGAGUGGGGAGCGAUGCACCUCUGUCCUUCCCAGCUAGACUCACUCAUCUUUUCGGGGAACCUGUAGGAGCAGGAGCAGGAGGAGGAGGAGGAGGAGGAGGAGCAGGAGGAGGGAGACGAGCGAAAGAAGGGAAAGAAGCAAAAGAAGCGAAAGAAGAGAAACAAGGGAAAGAAGGGGAUGAAAAUUCAGUAGCAGCAGCAGCAGCAGCAGAAGUGGAGGGGGGGAUAAGGGAUGGAGAGAGGGCACUGGCAGCGGCAGUGCUGGUGGAGGGGAGUGAGCUGCAGGUGCAAGGAGUGCAUCGCUCGCAGACCAGGCGCUCCCCCUCUCCCCCCUUCACCACAUCUUCCAUGCAGCAAGAGGCGUCCUCGAAACUGGGGUUCAGCCCCAGCAGAACCAUGGCGGUGAGUGUCUGGUGGGUUGCUUGCUACUACAGAGUGGAUCACUUCUCCUGUCCUGGGUUAUUCUUAAGGAGUGAGAGAGGUGGAGGUGGUUGGAUAAGGGAUGGGGAGAGGGCACUGGCGGCAGCAGUGCUGGUGGAGGGGAGUGAGCUGCAGGUGCAAGGGGUGCACCGCUCGCAGACCAGGCGGUCUCCUUCCCCUCCUUUCACCACAUCUUCCAUGCAACAGAAAGCGUCCUCGAAGCUGGGGUUCAGCCCGAGCAGAACCAUGGCGGCUGUCUCCUCUUUAGACGCGGCAGCGGCAGUGCUGGUGGAGGGGAUUGAGCUGCAGGUGCAAGGACUGAAUCGCUCGCAGACCAGGCGCUCCCCCUCUCCACCCUUCACCACGUCUUCUCUCCAGCAGGAAGCAUCCUCGAAGCUGGGGUUCAGCCCCAGCAGAACCAUGGCGGUAGCCCAGCGGCUGUACGAGGGAGUGGCCCUGGGCCCCGAAGCCUCUCGGGUGCUGCAAGGGGAGGGCGCGGGCGGGACUAAAGGGGCAGGGCGGAAAGGGGCUGGCGGAGGAGGAGGGAUGGUGACUGGGCUGAUCACAUACAUGCGCACAGACAGUGUGCAGAAGUUGCGUGGGCUGGCUGGAGGAGGAGGGGUGGUGACUGGGCUGAUCACCUACAUGUGCACAGACAGCGUUCAGUUGAGAAGGGGUCAGAGUAUUGGAUGUUUCUCCCAAGCAGCAGUGGCCACCCUCCGUUCCUUGCUGCAGCAAAAGUACGGCUGCAGCUCGUAUCCCCAUCUCCCCACGUCCCUCCCCCUCCCGUUCCCCCUUUGCUAUCCCUUCCCACUCUACCAGGUCUCCCAAACAGCAGUGGCGUCUCUGCGUUCCCUGCUGCAGCAGAAGUACGGCAGCAAGCUAGUCUCUCCAUCUCCUCGUGUGUUUGCAUCCAAGGCACGGAACGCCCAGGAGGCGCAUGAGGCGAUCAGACCAACUCACCCGCACCUGCUGCCAGCAUUGGUCAAGCCGGACCUGUCGGAGGAGCAGUGGAAGCUCUACGCUCUCGUCUGGGCCCGAUUCGCGGCCUCCCAAAUGGCAAAUGCGGUCUACGAUAGGGUAGCAGUGGACAUUGCAGCAUACCCCCUCGACCCCUCUUUGCUCUCCGCCUUCCCGUCUCAAGACCCUUCUGCUUCCGAGUCUCCUUCUCUCGACCCGGCUGCUCCUUCCACCUCUCCUCCUGCUGUCUUGCGAGCCAACGCCUUUGCCAUAGCCUGGCCGGGCUUUCUUGCUGCGUACAGUGAUUCGAGGACACUGGGCUACCUGUCUGACCUGUCCGAAGGGAUAACCACAGAGCCGCCACCUGGCGAUGCCACGUCAGCAGAGGCUGACAGCACAGCCACCACGUCAGACGUGUUUCAAGAAAUCAUGGCGCUUCAGCCUGGCGACAGGCUAUCGGUCGAAUCCGUGGAUCCUAGUCAGCACUUCACGCGGCCCCCUCCGAGAUACACCGAGGCAGCUCUGAUCAAGAAAAUGGAAGCGGAGGGCAUUGGCCGACCAUCCACCUAUGCUCCCACACUCAAGACACUCCUUGAACGCAAGUAUGUGGAGCUAGAUGCCCGCAGAUUACAUCCCACAAUCAGGGGACGGCUGGCCAACGCGUUUCUCCUCCACUUCAUGGAGCCGUAUGUGAAUGCGGCAUUCACUGCUCAGCUUGAAUCCAAGUUUGAUGACGUGGCAGCUGGGGAAGAGGACUGGCGGCAGGUUCUCAGAACCUUCUGGACCGACUUCCAGCCGAGAGUGGACGAAAUGCACAAGCUGUCUCCCCAAGCGGUUGGGUCAGCAGUGCAAGUCACACUAGGCGAUGGGCUGCUGGUGGAGGCAGCACAGACCUACUCAGAAGUACUGGCCAAAGCCCGUGCUCCUGCUCUUCCCGCCUCCUCCUCAUCCUCCACGUCCUCCUUGCCAUCCGAAUCAUCAGAACCAUCAGAACCAUCAGCCCUUUCUGAAAAACAUCUAUCAUCAUCACCGUCGGCAUUGUCAACACCCUCGCACUCCAAGACAUGCCCGAGCUGUGGCAGCGGCGAGUUAGAAUACAACUUCUCCAGCCGGGGAGUGGGCCUCUUUGUCGGCUGCUCCGCCUAUCCCGCAUGCCACUUUAAAGCGCGAGUGGUGGAGCAGGAGGGGAAGGCAGGAACUCUAGCAGUGGCGAUCGACCCUGUGGCGCACAUAAUAGGGGAGGACCCCAGCACAGGGGCUAAGAUCUGGCUCAAAGUGGGUCCUUACGGAGCAUAUGUCGAACGGUCGUCAUACGGCAAGGUCUCCAAAGUCAACAGAGCCUCCCUGGCCCCGGGCACCCAUCCCGACUCAGUUGACCUCCCCAAGGCACUUGAGCUUCUCGCCUUCCCUCGAACCGUCGGGCCACACCCAGAGGGGGGGACCGUGCUGCUGUGCAACGGUCCCUUUGGCUUUUACGUAGAGCAUGAUUACCCCGGCAUCGGGCUCAUCAGAGCAUCGCUGGGCACGAACGUGAGUAUAGACGAUGUGACUCUAGAGAGUGCCAUUGAGCGUUUACAGGUGAAGCAGGCACGGGCAGAGAGGGCAGCAGCAAAAAAGGCUGCUAAGGCUGCAAAGACGGGCAAGGGGAGCAAGGCGGGCGCAGCAGAAACAAGCACAGAGGCUGGGAAAGGGUCAGGGAAAGAGGCAGGGAAAGCUGCUAAGGCUGCAAAAGAGGGCAAGGGGAGCAAGUCGGGCGCAGCAGAAACAAGCACAGAGGCUGGGAAAGGGGCAGAGAAAGAGGCGACCAAAGAGGCGAGCAAAAGAGCAAGCAAAGAGGCGGGUAAAAAGGCGAGCAAGAGUGCAGGGACAGACGAGAAGGGAGAGCCGUUGCAGCAGGAAGAGGUGGAAGGGGAAGGGAUGGGAGUUGGUGGCGCAGGGAAAGGAGGGAAGGCAGUGAGAGUGAAAAAGGGCAAGGAGGAGGAGGAGGAGGAGGAGGGGAGGGGGGAGACGGGUCAAGAGUUUACUCGUGGCACGUCUCAAAAGGAGCAGCAGAGUAAGGAACGCAGAGGAACCAGGGGAGGAAUGGAGGUUGCGCGACGAAACCGGCUUCCCAGGAGGCCGUCAGACCAGCUGAAGGAGAUAAUUGGGAAGGAGCACGAGCAGCUGAGCAUAUUUGAAGCAACGAAGCUAGUGUGGGACUAUGUGAAAGCACACAACCUCAAGACGGGAAGCCACACAGCAGCCUUUGACGACAAGCUGAGGGCGCUCUUUGGGGUUGAUGAGGCUAAUUCCUCGAAAGUGCCGGGGCUGCUGCUACCGCACAUGCAGGAAGUUGCUGAAGCGGGGAAGGAAGCUUCUGAAAUGGGGAAGGAAGCUUCUGAAAUGGGGAAGGAAGCUGCACAAGUGAGGAAGGAAGCUUUUGAAGUGGGAAAGGAAGUUGCUCAGGCUGAAGAGGAGGCUGGAAAGGAGGGAAAAGCUGUGAGACCUCUCAAAAGUUUUGAGACGUCUCCAAAGAAGACAGAUUUGGAGGCUGGAGAGGAGCCUGGAAAGGAGGCACGAGCAGCUGAGCAUCUUCGAAGCAACGAGGCUAGUCUGGGACUAUGUGAAAGCACACAACCUCAAGACCGGCCCGCUCCCCUCCCUGUUUUAUUUGCCUCACUCCCUCGCUUCCCACAGCACGAGCAGCUGAGCAUCUUCGAAGCAACUAAGGUAGUGUGGGACUAUGUGAAAGCACAUAACCUCAAGACGGGAAGCCACACUGCCGCUUUUGAUGACAAACUAAGGGCGCUCUUUGGGGUUGACGAGGCUAAUUCCUCGAGAAUGCUGGGGCUGCUGCUACCGCACAUGCAGGAAGUUGCUGAAGCGGGGGAGGAAGUUUCUCAAGUGGUGAAGGAAGAUUCUGAAGUGGGGAGGGAAGCUGCUCAAGUGGGGAGGGAAGCUUCUAAAGUGGGACAGGAAGCUUCUAAAGUGGAAAUAGAAGCUUUUACGGUGGGGAAGGAAGCUUCUAAAGUGGGAACGGAAGCUGGUCAAGUGGGGAAGCAAGCUUCUAAAGUGGGAAAUCGAAUCAAGGAUGGGAGAAGCAUAGGAGCAGCAGAGCUUAUUCGUCUGAAGCAGCUUCCUAGAAGGCCGUCUGAGCAACUGAAGGAGAUCAUUGGGAAGGAGCACGAGCAGCUGAGCAUUCUUGAAGCAACGAGCCUCGUCUGGAAUUACGUCAAGGCCAACAACCUUCAAGCCAGCCCCAACACAGCAGCCUUUGACGACAAGCUGAGGGCUCUCUUUGGGGGUGGCAGUAUAACUCUCACGGUGGCGGGACAGCAGGUGUGGCAGCGAACCAAGGAGCAGGUGUGGCAGCGAACCAAGGAGCAGGGGGAGAAAGUGAAUAACUUACUUCUGCUGUGGUAG